UAUUCUUUUAAAAUUCGAAUAAAGACGGUUGUCUUAGCUUAGAAAAUAGUUUUUAAAACCGUUAAAAUUGUAAUUGGAUUGGGUACUUUUUCAGCAGAUUCUUGUAUAAUGUUAGUCAACUUUUGAUUUUAAGACCUCUGGCUUUUUAUUUAAUUUACGAGAAGCUGUAGUACAACUACUGGUACUAUUGAGUGAACUGCAGUAAGGGCUCUACUUAAAAACUGCAAUACUUGCAUGAUAGUUUUUAAUUUUCAAAAUAGGUUUGUAAUUGUGCAAGAGAACCUUAAGUUAAGGCUCAUUUUACUUGAAACUAAUUAAUGAUUUAAUUUUGAUAACUUGUAUUGGCUUGCGAAAUGAAUUCAGCUGUAAUACCAACCCUUGUCGAGGAUUACUAUGGGGACGACAAGUGGAUGUGUAUGGUCAUCAAACUAAGAAACCAGCCCAUAUCAACUUUAUAAUCCUUCAUAUUCAUGAAAUAUUCCAACAAAAACUUGAAAUAAUUCAAACUUCCAACACCCACAUAAUCUGCACAAGAGAUUUCUGAUGGAAGCAGAGGAGCGAGAACCAGAAGUUGUAUUGAUUGGGGAUUUUACAAUUGCUAUGCUAGCUCACACAGAGGUUUGGGAGAAAUACUUUGUUUCUAUGCAUUGCUUGAACUUUGGAAUAUCAGAAGAUAAAACUCAGAAUGUCUUAUGGCGAAUAGAGAAUGGAGAAAUCGAAACUAUGAACCCAAAGAUUAUUGUGCUGUCUGUUGGAGCUAAUAAUUAUGAAAAUACAGCACAAGAAGUAGUUGAAGGAGUACGAGCCUGUGUAACAGCUAUUAGAAGCUACCAUAACAGUGCUGAAAUUGUUGUAUUAAAACUCUUUCCCUGUGGUCAGUACCCUAAUCCUGUGAGAGAAAAAAUAAAUCAAAUCAACAGUUUACUGGAAGCAGAAUUGAAGGCUUCACCAAACAUCCAAGUGGUUAAUCUGGAUCCUGGGUUUGUUCAGACAGAUGGUACCAUUAAUCAUCAUGAUCUGUAUGAUUAUAAACACUUGACACGUAGGGCAUAUAUGCAGGCUUUUUCUCCCUUGUCAGAUCUAAUACAACAGUUGAUUAGAGAAUUAACACUACCUCAAGCUGAAACUCCAACACUGCCAGAUGAAUAAUGGAUGUGGUGAAACAUUUAAAACUGUCGCUUAAGCUUGUGAAACAACUCUCUUGUUAGGCAUUAUCAUGUUUGCUUUUAAUUAAGGACCAAACAAGAAAUAUGAGUGUGUCUUCUUUUUUCUUAUUUUUUUGAUGAAAAAAGCUUCAUUGUAAGUUAAAUGAGUGGUAUGAAAGUUAAUACUUUUGUAUUCUUACUGUUUAUCUUUGUUGAGUUCACUUGAACCUUUAGCACCUGAUUGAGCUAGAUUACAAAUCUGAAUUUUUUGUUAUGGGAUCAAGACUUUAGCGUUUGCUAAGUAUCCCCAUUUCUGAGGUGACAUUAUGUUAAAAAAAAGGAAUAUUGGUAUAUUUAACUCCUUCCAAGAAAUUAUGACUGUGUCUGUUCUCAUAUUAGGUUAAUACUUUCUUUCUGGCUGUUAAGAUUUUGUAAGGUGGGUGAUUAGAGGUUUAUAGAUACAAUACCCACAAGAAAUAUUUUACUAAAAAAAGUAUAUUAACUGUAAAAUGCUAUUCAAAAUUAAUCUUGUUUAUUUUUUAUUCAAGAUAAUCCAUAAUAUUGAGUUGUUUGAUGUCCAAGCUGUUGAUAAACCUUUGUCAAUACUCCGAGUCAUUUUAACAUUACGCAUUCACUGUUAGCUAAUCACCUUUUCAGUUAUUUUAUCUCUAUUACCCAGACUGAUAAUUAUAAAAUGUUGAAUAUUAGAUUGUGCAAUGAUUAAAACUAGCAACAUGCAAAGUAUGUGUAGUUGAUCUAGGUAAUAAACUUUGUUGUGGAAUACA
This is a messenger RNA of Limulus polyphemus (Atlantic horseshoe crab), 1930 nucleotides long. Its product is annotated as platelet-activating factor acetylhydrolase IB subunit beta-like. Bases 544 to 1149 code for a protein of 201 amino acids. NCBI's taxonomy places the organism in Eukaryota, Metazoa, Arthropoda, Merostomata, Xiphosura, Limulidae. The record is from RefSeq and is a predicted model, not a curated record. The transcript has 6 exons.